CCGCCCUGUAAUGUAAUGUUUGGAUUUGACUGCCAUGUGUGUGUCGGCCUCUGUUGAUGACACACGCAGAGGAAUGAAUCUGGCACAUAGCGCCCACUGCAGUCUGCACACUCCACGCUCCUGAAAUCACGCCUCGCUGCCUCCACUAAUUGGUGCCAGUAAACACAGAGACGCUGCGCCGUGGCGUGGAGAGCUGGAGCUCGAGCUCGCUCACCUGCUUUUAAUUGGACUAUCGCGACAAGUUGUCCGAGUGACGUGGACGCGGAGUGGGGGUCUGAAAUUUAGAGGAGCUUCACAGGAGCUUGACAGAGCAGCAGGGACACACACACACACACACACACACACACACACACACACACUGAGAGAGACCGAGGACUGCUGCAGUCGUCCAGCCGAGAAACGCGCUGCUCACCAGGCCAAGUCAAGCGAGGUUGUGUGUGCGCGCUCUGUGGAUGGAUCAAUGAUGGAUGGACGGACGCAGGACAGACUCUGAGCCCGUGGACAUGGACCACCACUAACACAACAGGAGCAGGAACGUUUGACUUGUUUUAAAUCGUCGGUGAAAACUCUGGAAUCGACUAAUUUCUUUUUUAGGACGCACGAGCAGCACCGUUCUAAUUCCCGGUAUCACAGUGAGCACUGAAGCCCGUUUUGUGAUCCGUGCGUCCCCGCGUCUGGAGCCAUGGGCUGUACGGUGAGCGCCGAGGAUAAGGCUGCCGCGGAGAGGUCAAAGAUGAUCGACAAAAACCUCCGCGAAGACGGAGAGAAGGCUGCCAGAGAAGUCAAACUGCUCCUACUAGGUGCAGGGGAGUCUGGCAAGAGCACCAUCGUAAAGCAAAUGAAGAUCAUCCAUGAAGAUGGCUACUCAGAAGAUGAGUGUAAGCAGUACCGAGCAGUGGUUUACAGUAACACCAUCCAGUCUAUUAUGGCUAUUGUUAAAGCCAUGGUCAAUCUGAAGAUAGACUACAGCAGCCCUACCAGAGUGGACGACGCCCAGCAGCUUUUUGCCCUCUCUGCAGCAGCCGAAGAGCAGGGCAUUCUUCCCGAUGAGCUGGCCAACGUGAUCAGACGGUUGUGGAGUGACAACGGCAUACAGAGUUGCUUCACAAGGUCGCGGGAAUACCAGCUCAAUGACUCUGCCGCAUAUUACCUGAAUGACCUGGAGAGGAUAGCUAAAGCAGAUUAUAUCCCCAGCCAGCAGGAUGUUCUGCGAACCCGUGUCAAAACCACUGGCAUUGUGGAGACUCACUUCACUUUUAAGGAAUUGCACUUCAAAAUGUUUGAUGUGGGAGGACAACGCUCGGAGAGAAAGAAGUGGAUUCACUGCUUUGAAGGAGUCACCGCCAUCAUCUUCUGUGUCGCACUGAGUGCCUAUGACCUGGUGCUGGCUGAGGAUGAGGAAAUGAACCGAAUGCACGAGAGCAUGAAGCUGUUUGACUCGAUCUGCAACAACAAGUGGUUCACUGAGACCUCCAUCAUCCUCUUCCUCAACAAGAAGGACCUCUUUGAGGAGAAGAUCACUCGCAGCCCCCUCGCCAUCUGCUUCCCGGAGUACACAGGAGCCAACAAGUUCGACGAAGCAGCCAGUUACAUUCAGACCAGGUUCGAGGACCUGAACAAGAAGAAGGACACCAAGGAGAUCUACACCCACUUCACCUGUGCCACAGACACCAAGAACGUGCAGUUUGUCUUUGACGCCGUCACCGACGUCAUCAUAAAGAACAACCUGAAAGACUGUGGUCUUUUCUAAAGGCCUGAUUUGCUGUGAUGGCUGUGGAUCCCCACUGAGCAGGAUGAGCUUUGAUGAGUUUUUGCAAUGCAGGAUGAUGAUGAUGAUGAUGAUGAUGAUGAUGAUGAUCCCUGAUGCAUACAGACUGCAUGAGACUGCAAACAGCCCUGUGAUGAUUAUUGCUUUUCAUAAUGAAAACCCUAACAGAGUUGAUUCCCAGGGGAGG
Messenger RNA from Solea solea (common sole), 1955 nucleotides. Its product is annotated as guanine nucleotide-binding protein G(i) subunit alpha-2. Gene Ontology annotation, biological process: gamma-aminobutyric acid signaling pathway; adenylate cyclase-modulating G protein-coupled receptor signaling pathway. NCBI's taxonomy places the organism in Eukaryota, Metazoa, Chordata, Actinopteri, Pleuronectiformes, Soleidae. The transcript has 9 exons. Gene Ontology annotation, molecular function: GTP binding; G protein-coupled receptor binding; G-protein beta/gamma-subunit complex binding. The record is from RefSeq and is a predicted model, not a curated record. The coding region runs from base 683 to 1750 and encodes 355 amino acids. Gene Ontology annotation, cellular component: heterotrimeric G-protein complex.